CCUGCGGGUGAACCCAGGGAGGAACGUGGACAGAGCCGCGGGGAUGGAACCACGAAGUCACGGGAGGGCACCACGCAGGGCAGCCAAGGAAAAGCUCCCGCCGUAUUUCCAGGCGGUGUCGGUGCCAAAGGGCGAUCCCGAGAAGCGCCCGGUGCUCCCGUUCCCCGCGGGCCGGGGGGGACCCACAGGCCGGGCGGGAGCGCUGGGAUUGCCGGGAAGAGCCGCCGGCACUGGGCACAACCAGCAGCAGGCCCGGCAAGAGCCAAGGCCCUGGAACAGCCCCGGUGGGAGGGCAGGGAUGGGCCGGCACCGCCGGGAGCGGGUCCCGGAGCCCCCUGGGAUGGGGAGGGGGCGGAGCGGCCCCGGCGGGAAGGAGCCGCUCCCGGCGGAUAAAGGGUGCGGGGCGGUGUGGAGGCUGAGAGAUGGAGCCAACAAUGGAGUCCAUCUUUUCUAUUUUCCAGAGCCCUGAAAGCAAUGAUUCUGCAGGAUAUCCAGAGGGCUUUGUUUUGAGGGACACUGAGGAAGAGGAAGGCAUCCCUGAAGACCUUCAGCAAGAGGAACUGCCUCAGGUACCUGCAGCCCACAGCCCAGAGAGGGGGGCAGCCUGUAAUGAGCCCCCUCCCCAAAAAAGAGACUCCAUGAAACUCGUCCCCAGCACUGAUGGCCAGAAACUGCCCUCAGAAAAGAAUCCUUUCUUCGAGUGUCCAGAAUGUGGGAAGGGCUUCAAGGGGCACAACAGACUCCUGAACCAUCUGCAAAUCCACAGUAGAGACAAAAGGUUUGUGUGUGCAGAAUGUGGGAAGAGCUUUAGCAGGAAGGCCAACCUGGUGGUUCACCACAGAGUCCAUACAGGAGAAAGGCCGUACAAGUGCAAGGAAUGUGAGAAAGCCUUCAGCUGUGCCUCCAACCUUGUUACUCACCACAAGACCCAUCUGAAAAAGAAAGCCUUCUCUUGCACCGUGUGCAGAAAAAGCUUCAGUGGCAACAAAGGUCUCCUGCAGCAUCAGAGAGUCCAUACGGGUGAGAAGCCCUACAGGCGUCCCAAGGGUGGGAACAACUCUGUGAGCCCAAACUCCAUCAAACAUCAACAUUUGAGAGAGGGUCCCAGUGCCCACACAGCAGAUGCAAACCAACCUGAAUUUACAUCUCUGCAUCAUAAAGAAGAGCAAAGAUGUAGUGCAGAGAGAGAUCACUCCAAGCUUGUAUUUGAAGAAUUGAAGAAAGUGAGGGAAAAUAUGGAUAUGCUUCUUCUAAAUCAGCAAAGUCAGCUGCAGGUCCUGAAGGAAAUUCAGAAACAACUGAAUAUUCUCAUCCCUGGCAAUGCCCUGGUGAAUUCCAACGUUUACAGCUUGGGAGUUCUGCUGGGACAGCAGGCGGCUGCAGCAGCUGCUGUUUCUUGCCCCCUUCUCAAUCCCAGCAGUCUCCUUUGUGAAAAUGCCACUGCCUUAUCCCCUUCAUCUGCCCGUGGAAUUCUGCCUACCACUCAGCUCCCAAGCUCUCAGGAUCUUGCAGCUUCCAGAACUUGCUCAGGGUUGUGCUGUGAACGAGUCCAGUGCAAACACACAUGACUGUUCUUUCUGAGCCCUUUUGUCACUGGAACACGUGAUCUCUGUGGUGUUGGAAUUGUUAUACCUGUGCAGGUGCUGACUGUGCACUCAGACUUGCUCCAGAUGCUGCAGUUGAUCAAAUCCUGCCCAUUCAUCCAUUGUAGCCUGCAGAGGUUUUGGCCAGUGAUGCCUUUUGUCGAGGCAGCUCCCAAGAUUGUUAUCACUGGAGUGAAGUGCAGCAUCCUUUUACAGGGUGAUGCAUAAAACAAGCAUAUUUUUUACUGUCUUAAGCCUGUACUUGGGCAAUUGUACCUCUCCUAAUGAGCUGAAACUAAUGAUAAAGUCCUAAGGGGUUCUUGAAGCAUCUCCUACUAAGUCUGAUUUAUAUAGAGUUGAAAGCAACAUGCUGAUGUAAAGAUGUUCAACAUUUUGCCAAAGCUUUCUUCCUUCAGGAAGUCUUGAAAUUAGGUAACCUUGAAGUAGCAGACUCUUAGCCCAGCAUCACUGCUAGAACUACAAAUAAAACCUUUUUUUUUUUUUUUUAGAUACAGACAACUCCUCCCACCUGCCCAAAAAACCAAACCAAAGAAACUUCACCAAAAUACCACCUUUCAGAUCUACCUCUGUUACUAAGAGUUCAUGAGGAAAAGCCAAAUUGGUUUAUAGGGCACUUGUUCUUUGUGCAAGGGUGAACUCAGUUGAGUUGAGUUUGGUUUUAGAUACUCUGCUAUAUCCUGUUUGGAUUAUUACAUGUUCUUGACUGUUAUGUAUUGGUGCAUUGGGGGCAGGACUGGAGUAAAUAAUUACUGGUUGAGGAGGAACACUAAGAGGAACAGUCAGGAGCACCAUCUUGUGAAGUCUGCAGAGGAAAUAAUCAUAUUUUCUUUUCCAUUUCUGCAGGACUCAGACAUUGGGCCUGUCAGGGUUGGAAAGUGCAGUUUUAAGACGUUAGUUCAUUCUGCCUCGGUUUCUGUCAGUAACUCAGGGUUGUGGCAGUGUCAGAGCCUUUGAGCCUCUAAAAUGCAAUGGCUUACCUUUGAACAGCUGCUGGGAUAAAGAAACUUUGGGCCUUGCACCUGUGUGAAACAGUCUUUCUCUUGAACUGCUGCUGUGUUGUGGGUUGUUGGUUUUGUGGUUUGUUGUUUGGAUUUUUAUGUUCCCUUGUUAAAAGGAUGCACCGUUAGUAAUUAAUAAAAUGUUUCAGCUUUUAAGAAUGCAAAACACUUUUUUUCUUAAUAAGUCAUCUUCUUAUUGACAGAAGUCUGUGGGACCAGGUAUGACACUGUCUAUCUAUGUGACUGCAGCUCUGGGGUACUGUUGUACUGUUCAUACUUUCUUGGAUGUUUAAUGUAAUUUUGCUUAGGAGCUGAAUCCCCUCUUCAAAUCAAUGGUUAAAGUUUGUAUUUUUGUUGUUUUUAAGACAUUCAUUAAUAAAGUGUUGCAAUUCUGUUAGAAAUGAA
Pseudopipra pipra is the source of this 3007-nucleotide messenger RNA. RefSeq names its product zinc finger protein 621-like. Gene Ontology annotation, molecular function: DNA-binding transcription factor activity, RNA polymerase II-specific; RNA polymerase II transcription regulatory region sequence-specific DNA binding. The coding region runs from base 423 to 1568 and encodes 381 amino acids. The transcript is spliced from 5 exons. NCBI's taxonomy places the organism in Eukaryota, Metazoa, Chordata, Aves, Passeriformes, Pipridae. Gene Ontology annotation, biological process: regulation of transcription by RNA polymerase II; embryo development; urogenital system development. The record is from RefSeq and is a predicted model, not a curated record. Gene Ontology annotation, cellular component: nucleus.